AUGAAACAAGUGAUAAGAAAGAGGAAUGAGGUGGAGAAAAUGAAGACUGAGAUAGCAAAGGCAAGAGAGGAGAUCAACAGAGAGCGGCAGGAGCUGGAAAUACUCAAGAUUGAUGUUCAAAGUGCAAGAGAGGAUUUUGAGCUAUUGGUGGAGAAAACAGUGAAUCUAGAAGAUGGAGAAAGUAACAAUGCUGACAUCCAAAGACUAAUUUUAGAGGUUGUGAAAAUCAGGGAAAUGGUGAGAAAUCUAAAAGUUGAUAUGGAGAGCAGGAUGGAGGAAAGUGAGGUGGUGAGAGAUGAAAAGGAAAACUUCAAGUCUGAGAUCCAGAGGCUCAUUCAAGAUAUUGGACAAAUAAGGGAAAAUCUUGGAAGCCUUAGAAAAGAGAUAGAAACCACCAGAAGAGACAAGAAUGAAUUGGAGAAGAUGAAAGCAGAGCUUGCAGAAAAGCAACAGGAGGAAGAGAGCAUGAGAGAAAUGCUGCAGAAAGAAAGAGAAGAACUGGAGCAGCUGAAGGAUGAGAUAAACAGAGAAAAGGAGGAUGUGGAGACCAAAAGAGAGCUGGUUAAGGUAGAAGUAGCUAAAGAAAUAAUGGAAGAGUUUAAGGAUUCAAGAAAGAACAAGGAAGAACUACAAAUGGUCACUGAGGAACUCUUGAGAAACAAGAGUGAUCUGGAACAGCUCAACAGAGAUAUACAAAACCUAUGGCAAACCAUGGAAGAAAUGAAAAUCCUGCAUGAAAAGAAAAGGGCUGAACUGGAAGGCAUUACUUCUGAAGUAAAGAGAGGAGAGCAGAUACUGGAGAAGCAGAAACAUGAGUUGGAAAAGAAAAGUCGGAUUGUUGAAGAAAUAGAGAAAAAGAAAGAUACACUUGAAAAGAUCAAUAUGGAAAUACUGAGGAAGCAAGAAGAUAUAGAAAAAGAAAUGGACAAUGUAAGGCAAGAGAAGCAGGAGCUGGAGCUCUCUAGAAGUGAACUACAGAGACAGAGAGUUGAUGUUGAAUCUUCAAAACAUGCUUUGAUCAUGGAGAAGGAUUGGUUAGAAGAUGAACAAACUAAAAUCAAUCAACAAAGGCAUGAAAUGAGUGCUACAAUGAAGGCUUAUGAUGUGGAACUGAAAAAUCUAGAAAAGAUGAGGAAUGAACUAGAAAACGAGAGGGCUAAACUUGAUGAAAAGUUCCAUGAUGCUAUAAAAAUGGAGGAGAAACUACAGGAGAUGAAGAGUGAACUAAACAAAGAAAAAGAGCAAUUGGAAGAAAUGAGGCAGAUGGUCAGCACAGAGAGGUAUUUGAUUGAACAAGAGAAUGCUGAGCUUCAGAAGAAAUCAGAGAUCACUGACAGACUCAUUCAGGAAGCAAACAAUGAGCGGGACAGAUUAACAGACCUCAGUCUAAAACUUCAAAAAGAAAGAGAAGAUAUAGAGAAUAUCAUCACAGAAAUAGAGACCAAGAAGAAAGAUCUCAAUAUAAUCAGUGCAGAACUUCAAAAUGAUAAGAUACGACUGAAAAAUGACAGGGAUGUUUAUGAAAGGGAAAUGACACAUCUGCAGCUUAAGAGGGAAGUGUUAGUGAGAGAAACAGAGGACCUGGAAAGAAAAGCAUUCCAGCAGAAAGAACGAGAUGAGAUAGCGAAACAAGAGAUUCAAAAUCACAAAGAGGCUCUAGAGCAAAUGAAGGUGGACAUUCUGAAGGAAAGAGAUGAUGUUGACAAAGAGAAGAAAAAUAUACAUUCAGAAAAACAGAAACUGUAUACACUUCGAGAAGAACUACAAAGAAAGGAAAGUGAGCUUGAAAACAGAGUAAAAACUGUAAUGGAGGAGCAGCAGCAGCAGCAGAAACAGACUCAAGAUGAAAUGUAUAAAAUCGAGAAGGAGAUUCAAAAUAAUCUGGAAAGAAAGGAGGCCGAAAUUCAAGAGGAGAGACAGCGAUUAAUGGAAAUGGGUGAAACAAUUACAAGAGAAUACAAUGAAUACAGAAAGCUGACUGAAGAAGUACAGAAAGAAAAAGAACAGCUUGAAAUCAGCAAAAAGUUGAUGGACCAAGAGAAGGCUAAACUUGAAAACAUGAAAAAUGAUCUGGAGAAACAAUUACAAAAUCUAAGACACGAGAAACUGAAUGUACAAGAUGAGAAGAAUGCACUAGAACAGAUAAGAGAAGAAUCCAAAGAGAUCCAAAAUGUUAUCAAGAAGGAAAGAAAAGAUCAAGAGAAAUGCUGCUUGGAAAUUGAGGGUGAAAAGCAAAGAGUGAAGGAAGAAAUCAGACAAUUAGAAAGACAAAGGGAAGAAACUAACAAACUUCACAGUGAGUUGCAAAUAAUUAGAGAUGGCAUUAAAAGUAAGAAAGAAAAGUUUGAUAAAGAAAUGGAAGAAUUACUGCAAAUGAGGGUUGAACUGGAGAGAACAAAAGUAGAAAUUGAAAAGGAUAAUCAACAACUUCAAGACGAUAAAUUUAAUCUUGAAAAGACAAAAGCUGAGAUAAAGAUACAGACAGAUAAAAUGAUAAUAAUAGACACCAACCUAAAGGAGAAAGAAAGAGAAAUUAAAAUCCAACUAGAUAAAGACAGAGAAGAAAUUAAAUGUUUGUCUGAAGAGACUGAAAUGAAAAUGAGGGACCUUGAUGAGAUGAUAAACGAGAUGGAGAGACAAAAGCAAGAAAUUGAGAAAACAAAAGUGAUGCUUGAAAAGGAAAAGACAGAAAUUGCCAAAGAAAAGAAAGACUUGGAAAAACAAAUGAUGGACCAGAUUGAGCAGAUACAAAAGGACAGACUGGCCCUUGAGGAGAUGAAGGAAGAACUUCUUCGUGAAAAACAAGAAAUAGAGGAAGAGAGGAAUAACUUGACAACUUUAAGAAACAAACUAGAAGUUUUAAGAGCAGAGAUACAGAACAAGCAAAAUGAAAAUGAAAUUUUGAAGAAGAAACUUAUUUUGGAAAAAUCAAACAUUGAGGAACGGCAGAUGGAGGUACUCAACCAACAGCGACAGGAUGAUCAAUCCAGGGAAGAAAACAAAAAAGAGAGAGAAGAUCUGGAAAAACAGAGAUUUGAAACUGAACAGCAGAAACAGACACUGGAGCUUAACAUCAUAAAAAUGAAUGAAGAGAAGCAAAUACUUCAGAAGGCCAAAGAAGAAAUGGAAAACAUAACAUACAUGACCAACAAAGAAAGAGACAAGGUUGAACAAAUGCAAGGUGAAAUACACCAUCAGAUUCAGUCAAUUGAACUACAAAAGCAACUCAUGCAAGACAAGCAGAAUGCUCUUGAUGAAAAAGAACUAAACAUACAGAGGAAGGAAAAGGAAGUAGAGAAGAGAAACAUAGAAUUAGAUGGAAUAGCUGCUCAGCUUCACAUUGAACAGGAAGAUUUAGACAAUGCUCUUAAGGAAACCAAAAAGAGACAACAUGCCCUUGAAGAGAUGCAAGUUGAUACAGAACUGCAAAAACAAGAAAAUAAUAAGGAAUUUGAGUUGCUUAAGAAGAUACGGCAUGAAAUAGACAAUGAACAUAUAGAAAUGAAGCAGAAAAAAGAUGAUCUGCAGAUCUGGACUAAACAACAGAAAGAUAAGUUUCAAGUCCAGUUAGAAGAGCUAGAGAAAGAAAGAGAAAAACUGGAAAAAAAUAAGAUAGAGCUUCUUAUUGAGAGAGAACAAACUGAAAAAGAGAAAGCUGAUAUAAAUAGGGUAAAUGAUGAAAUAGAAUCAGUGAGACAAAGAGUGAUAAAUCAGAAGACUGAGCUGGAGCAGAGAGAUAAAUAUAUUACUGAGCAGCAGCAAAGACUGGAUCAAAGUGUAAGAGAGGUAACGGAAGAAAGAAGGGAAAUGGAUGAAUUGAGGAUUGAGCUAGAAGUUCAGAGACAAAGAAUGCAAGAGGACAUGAAGACUAUUGCAAAGCAGGAAAACGCACUUGCGCAACUGAGAGAUGAAAUGCAAAGAGAAAAACAAGACAUUGGUGAAAACAGGAACAUGAAUAACAAGUUAAUGAAAGAUCUGGAAAUCACAAAAGCCAAGCUGGUGGAACAACAAGAAGUGAUCCAAACUGAAGCAGAAAAACUCCAAGAGGAAAGAAAACUGGUUGACCAGACAAAAUCUGAGGUUCAGAAUGAUGCUGAAAAUCUGAAAAACAUCUUAGAAGAGAUCAAAAGGGAGCAAGAAGAAAUGGAGAUAAGGGAGGCCCACCUUAAACAAAUGAUGGAGCAAUGUGCCAAUGCCAUGGAAGAAAAUAAGAGGAAGAAGAGUGAACUAGAAAAGACUAUUGAUGACAUAGAAGAGCAAAGUCAACUGAUUAAGACUGAGAAAGACCAUCUGGAAAAAGAGAGAAAUAACAUUGAAAAGGAAAAAGAAGAUUUGCAAAAACGAGUUGAUGGCCUGGAGAUGCACAUGACAGAACAAAUAGAAAAAGAAGAGAUGAGUAAAAGAUCAAUGGAUGAUGAGAAAAAGCUUUUUGAGGAAAAGGCUAGCGAAAUUCUGAGACAGAGAGAUGAAAUCGAGAAAGAAAAAGAGGACAUGAUGAAGAAGUGGAACGAGCUGGAUGUUCUCCAGAAGACAUUACAAAAACAAAGAGAAGAAAUGGAAGAAAUCAAAUAUGAGUUACAGAUUGAAAAGGCUGAAAUUAAUCAGCAGAAGCAAAGAUUGAAGGAGAGUAUAAGAGCUGUGAAUGAGGAGAGAAGAGAUCUGGAGAACAUGAGGAAUGAAUCUGAAGAAUAUAGACAACAAAUGGAUGAAGAAAUAAGAGUAAAACUAAAGAUGGAGAGAGAGGAACUUCAUCAGAUGAAGAGUGAUCUGGAAAGACAGAAAACUGAAAUAGAUCAUGAGCAGAAGAAAAUAGAUGAUGACAGAAAUAUAAUUGAACUGGGAAGAAAUGACCUGGAGAAGAUGCGGUCUGAAAUAAUGUUACAAAGAAAGCAAAUAGAAGAAGAGAGAUCAGAACUUGACAACAAAAUAAAACAGACUGAUCUAGAAAAAUGUGAAAAUGAGAAGAGCAAAGAAACUGUACAGAAGAUAUUGGAUGAGGUAGAAGAACAGAGAAAUUAUAUUAAACUCCAUGAAGAGAAACUUGUACUUGAGAGACAAAAGAUCAAUGAUGAAAAAGAUUUUCAGGCUCAAAUAAAGACUAAACUGCAAAAAGAGAGUGAAGAAAUCAGCUGCACGCAAGAGGAAAUAAAGAAGGAGAGAGAAACACUGAAAGAAAUGGAAGCUCUUCUACAAAAGGAAAAGGAAGUACUUAAGAGUGUUGCUGAAGAAACAAACAGACGAAAAGAAAAUCUGGAAAUGAUGAGCGCAAACAUAAAUGAACAAAAACAAGAGCUGAGAAAAUACAGAUCGGUUCUAGAGCAAGAGAAAGAUGAAAUAAAAAAUAAAUGGAUACAGUUACAGCAGAGAAUUUAUGAAUUUGAUACUCAAGUCAGACAACAGAAGGAAAAGGAUUUAAUGAAACAGGAGGAGAUGGAAGAAGAUAGAAAAAGUCUAGAACAGACCAAAGUCAAGAUCCUGGAGCUGAAGACUAAAGCUGAGCAGGAACAACAAGACAUAAGCCUAAAAAUACAAGAGUUGAACACACUGCAAGAACAUAUUGUGAAAGAAAAGGAGAAAGAAGCAGAAAUUAUAUUAAAAGCUAAGAUGGAAAGAGAAGAACAUGAUCAGAUAAAGAGUGAACUGGAAAGAGAGAAAACUGAAAUGGACAAUGACUGGAAGACUAUUGAACAAGAAAGAGAAGACCUGGAGAAGAUGCGGUCUGAAAUAAUGACACAAAGAGAACAAAUGGAAAAUAUGAGAGAAGCAAUCAAAUUAGAGAGAUCAGCACUUGUCCAGAAAACACAAGAGAUUGAUCUAGAAAAUAAUGAAAAGUACAAAGAAAAGGUUCAGAAACUAUUGGACCAGGUGGAUGAACAGAGAAAUUACAUUACACUCCAAAAAGAAGAACUACACUCACUGAAAGAACAGAUUAUUAAAGAAAAAGAAAUUAGCAUAAAAGCAAAGAUGGAAAGAGAGGAACUUGACCAGAUAAAGAGUGAACUGGAAAGAGAGAAAUCUGAAAUUGAUCAUGAGCAGAAGAAAAUGGAUAAUGACAGAAAGGUGAUUGAACAGGAAAGAAAAGACCUCCAUAAGAUGAGGUCUGACAUAAUGACAGAAAGAGAGCAAAUGGAAGACAUGAGAGAAGCAAUUAAACUAGAGAGAUCAGCACUUGACCAGAAAAUGCAAAAGAUUGAUCUAGAAAAGAAUGAAAUUGAAAGGAACAAAGCAAUAGUUCAGAAAUCAAUGGAUAAAGUAGAAGAGCAAAUAAAAUAUAUUAAACUCCAGAAUGAAGAACUUGACCUUGAAAGACAAAAGAUCAAUGAUGAAAAAUAUCUUCUAGCUCAAAUCAACAAACAGAAGGACGAAUAUCUAACAAAACAAAAGGAAAUAGAAGAAAGUAAAGGUCUAGAAGAGAUCCUGGAAAUGAAGACUAAAGCUGAGCAGGAACAUCAUGAUGUAAACAUAAAAAUACAAGAGUUAAACAUGCUGCAAGUACAGAUUACUGAAGAAAGAGAGCAACUACAAGAAAUCAGAAAUAAGGUUUUGAAUGAAACAGCCACACUUGAGAUGAGAGCUGCUGAGAUAAUUCAACAACAACAAACACUGGAUGAGAAUCUGAAAGAAAUGAGAUACGAGAGAAAUGAACUUCAUAGGAUGCAAAAGGAACUUCAGGCUGAAAGACACCAAAUGGAAAAGGAAAUGAAUACCAAAACUGGUGAAUUAAUCAGAGACAGACAAGAAAUUGAAAUGAGCAAGAACAUGACAAACAAACUAACAGAGGACAUGGACAUCAUGAAAGCUAAACUUAUUGCACAAGAAGAAGACAUGCAAGUUGAAAAAGAAAAACUAAAUGAAGAGAGAAAAGAAUUUGAACAAUUAAAGAGUGAUACAGAAAGAGAGAAACAAGAACUCAGUAAGAAUAAAGACAUCAUGAAUACAGUAAAAGAGGAACUUCACCUGGAAAAGAAGAGAAUGAAUGACGAGAGGGAAGAGAUGGAUGUGAACAGUAAGAAAGUUCAAUUACAAAUACAGACAGACAAAGAGAUGAUUGCUAAAAUGAAAGCCCAACUCCAAAGUGAGAAAGAUGAAUUUGACCAUAUCAGAGAAGAACUGACAGGGAAGAGAGAAGAAAUGGAGAAAGAAUGGGCAGCAUUAGAAGCAGAAAAACAAACUCUACAGCAAAACAGCAAUGAAAUCUUGAGACAAAGGGAAGACACGGAGAAGGAAAUAGAGGGCAUUUUGAAAAAGAAAGAAGAACUAGAAAAGCUUCAGACAGAAAUCCUGAAACAAAAAACUGAAUGUGAAAACAUUACAACGGAGAAAUAUUUGCUUGAAAUGUUAAGAACUGAGUUAGAUCAUAAGCAGCAGAAGAUGGAAGAUGACAGGAAGGUGAUUGAACAGGAAAGAAAAGACUUGGAGAAGACAAAUUGUGAAAUAGUGACGCAAAAAGUGCAAAUGGAGAAAGAUCUCGAGAAGGAAAUCAAAUCAGAGAGAGUGGUAAAGGUCCAGAAAAUGCAAGAGACUGAUUUAGAAAAGGAUGAAAUUGAAAAGAAGAAAGAUAUAGUUCAGAAACUAAUGGAUGAGGUGGAGGAACAGAGAAAUUAUCUGAAACUUCAAGAAGAGGAAACUGAACUUGAAAAGCAAAAGAUCAGUGAUGAAAAAUAUUUUCUUGCUCAAACUAAGACUGAACUGCAAAGAAAAAGCGAACAAAUUGGAAAUACAGAAGAGGAAUUAAAGAAGGAGAGAGAAACACUGAAGGAAAUGGAAGCUCAUCUACAAAAAGACAAAGAAGAAAUUAAGAGUGUCAUUGACGAAACAAACAGACGAAAAGAAGAUCUGGAAAAAAUUAACACAGACAUAAAUAAACAAAAACAAGAGCUGAAGAACUGCAGAGACCUUCUAGAAGAAGACAGAGAAGAAUUAAAUCAUAAAUGGACACAGUUACAACAGAGAAUUGAUGAAUUUGAUGCUCAAGUCAGUAAACAGAAGGACGAUUAUAUGAAGGAACAUAAAAAGAUGGAAGAAGAAAGAAAAAGUCUAGAAGAAAUCAAAGCUAAGAUCCUGGAGCUGAAGACUAAAGCUGAACAGGAGCAGAUUACUAAAGAAAAAGAGAAAAAAGAAGAAAUGAGAGCAAAGAUGGAGAAGGAAAAACUUGAUCACCUAAAGAGUGAACUGGAAAGAGAAAAAACUGAAAUUGAUCAUGAGCAGAAGAAAAUGGAUGAUGACAGCAAAAUGAUUGAACGGGAAAGAAAAGAACUGCAUAAGAUGAGGUCUGACGUGAUGACAGAAAGAGAGCAAAUGGAAGACAUGAGAGAAGCAAUCAAACUAGAAAGAUCAGCAAUUGGCCAGAAAAUGAAAGAGAUUGGUCUAGAAAAGGAUGAAAUUGAAAGGAACAAAGCAAUAGUUCAGAAAUUAAUGGAUAAAGUAGAAGAGCAGAGAAAAAAUAUUAAACUCCAGAAAGAAGAACUUGACCUUGAAAUACAAAAGAUCAAUGAUGAAAAAUAUCUUCUAGCUCAAAGUAAGACAGAAUUGCAAAAAGAAAGUGAACAAAUCAAAUACAUGGAGGUUGAAAUAAAGAAGGAGAGAGAAACGCUGAAGGAAAUGGAAGCUCAUCUACAAAAGGAAAAGGAAGACAUUGAGAGUGUCACUGAAGAAACAAACAGACAGAAAGAGGAUCUGGAAAAGAUGCGCACAAACAUAAAUGAACAAAAACAAGAGAUGAGUAAAUACAAAGAGCUGCUAGAGCAGGAGAGAGAAGACCUGAACAAUAAAUGGACGCAGUUACAGCAGAAAAUUGAUGAAUUUGAUACUCAAGCCAGGCAACAGAAGGAAGAAGAUUUCAUGAAACAGAAUGAGAUGGAAGAAGAAAGAAAAAGUCUAGAACAGACCAAAGUCAAGAUCCUGGAGCUGAAAACUAAAGCUGAGCAAGAACAUCAAGACAUAAGCCUAAAAAUCCAAGAGUUGAACACACUGCAAAAACAUAUUAUGAAAGAAAAAAAGAAAGAAGAAGAAAUGAGAGUAAAAGCAAAGAUGGAGAGAGAAGAACUUGAUCAUAUAAAGAGGGAAUUGGAAGGAGAGAAAACUGAAAUGGACAAUGACAGGAAGAUGAUUGAACAGGAGAUAAAAGACCUGCAAAUAAUGAGGUCUGACAUAAUAACAGAAAGAGAGCAAAUGGAAGACAUGCAAGAAGCAAUCGAAUUAGAGAGAUCAGCACUUGUCCAGAAAAUUCAAGAGACUGAUCUAGAAAAGCAUGAAGUUGAAAAGAACAAAGAAAUAGUUCAGAAAUUAAUGGAUAAAGUAGAAGAGCAGAGAAAUUAUAUUAAACUCAGAAAGAAGAACUUGACCUUGAAAGACAAAAUAUCAAUGGUGAAAAAUAUAUUCUAG
Onychostoma macrolepis is the source of this 9384-nucleotide messenger RNA. Its product is annotated as trichohyalin-like. Bases 1 to 9384 code for a protein of 3127 amino acids. Lineage: Eukaryota; Metazoa; Chordata; Actinopteri; Cypriniformes; Cyprinidae. The transcript is spliced from 2 exons. The record is from RefSeq and is a predicted model, not a curated record.